Messenger RNA from Rhipicephalus microplus (southern cattle tick), 3296 nucleotides. RefSeq names its product dual specificity protein kinase monopolar spindle 1 (gene Mps1). Gene Ontology annotation, molecular function: protein serine/threonine/tyrosine kinase activity; ATP binding; protein serine/threonine kinase activity. Lineage: Eukaryota; Metazoa; Arthropoda; Arachnida; Ixodida; Ixodidae. Gene Ontology annotation, cellular component: kinetochore; nucleus. The record is from RefSeq and is a predicted model, not a curated record. Gene Ontology annotation, biological process: meiotic spindle assembly checkpoint signaling; protein localization to kinetochore; mitotic spindle assembly checkpoint signaling.
AGAGGAGGUGUUCUGUGGUUUGGUGUUGUGAGGCGCGUCCGUUUUCAAAUGUAUGUCGUCACAGUUUACCAGAAUCUUAAAUUUCCAGAAAUAAACUAAUGUCGGUGGACUUUAUUCGCACUGUGGGGAGCAAUCUCGGGUCAGUAAUAUUGCGCGAGCCUUGUGUGAUGACGAUUAACGUUCUAGGUUACGUGCUUGUCGCGCUCGUCGAACGUAAUGACUGAAAUUCUUUUAUCCCCAUUAUACUGAUCGCCGGUUUAAUGGUCAAUCCCCCGCAGUGGAUACGAGCCAAAACGCAGGCACAAGCAAGUAGUGGCUCGUUCUGUUUGCCGGCACGCGCCGUGGCUCGUCAAACGGCAUCGUUCGGUUACAAGCUUCACCGAUUACGGAGCGUUUUCCGGUGUCAAUUGAAAAGUGAUUUAUCAGGAACAACUUGUGCCUGUGCCGACAGUGAUCGGUGUUCAGUUUCCAGGGACGUAGUCAGGCGUUCGGGUGUCAGGCUAGGUGUACGCUUAUAGGAUCUCAAGGCCAUGCGAACCGCUACACCUCCAUCUGAAGGGCCUGCUGGUUCGUCACAGCCUGCGGAUGAAGCAAGAGAGUUGUCCCAGACGAAAUGCAGUGAAAAAAAAAACAUUGGCGGUACUGCUGAAUUUCGUUGGUCAUCGAGACAGGUUGGUGGCUUGAGUACACCAUAUCAAUCCGAAAUAGCAGAAACAUUCUCUAAAAGGUCUCCGAGGAAUGGACAACCCCAUUCCCUUCAUCGCCAAUUUUCACAAUCCAGGGCUUUGAGUUUGGGGGAUGGCUCCAAUUCAAGAUAUCGAUCAAAAACGGCAAAACGUCUUCUGAAAACUCCAGAUCCGCCAAAAUCUCCUGAAUUUUCAAAAACUGCAGACACUUUGAAGAAGACUCCGGAGCUUCCUUCAUGUUGUUGCACGCCUUCACAGGCAAGGGCUUUGAGUUUGGAUGAUGGCUCUAGUUCAAGAUAUCGAUCAAAGAUAUCAGGACAUCUUGCCAAAACACCGGAACCACCCGAGACUCCAGAAAUUCACAAGAGUCUGUACCUUCUAAAGACGCCGGAGCUUCCUAAGACACCGGAACUUCCUAUGACACCGGUACUUUCCAAGGCACUAGAACCCCUUUCACCUUGUUGCCCGACUUCACAGUCCAGUUUCCAGUGGCGGAGGAGUUCUAUAGAAAAAAAGUCUGCCACCUUGUCUGGGCUCGAGGCUUCUCUUGAAGCUGCUGAGCAGCCUUCUCGAAACUUAUCUCAGCGAUCAAGUGCUUUAGUCCUUGGAACACACAGUGACCCUUCUGGAGGCGUACAUUCAUGUCAUUCCACUCAAGGCCACAGUGGUGUACCUGGAAAGAAUACUCAAGGCUCACAACGCUCUCUUCCAAAUGUUCUUCCCGAGACUCCUCUAGCAAUUCGCAAGUGUAUGGAGAAUCCAGAACUAUUUAAAGUACAGUUGCCGAUUAGUGAUGACGAGGAUGAAUCUGACAAAGAAAGACGAGCACCAGGUUCACGCGUGGCAUGCAGCUGCUGUGACAGUGACUUCUUCGAAAACGCAGCACCAAGCCCCCAUUGCCAGAUCCCAGCUAUCCAACCCAUCAGGCAAAGCAGUGUCUAUCUCAAACAUUUCUUUCCCGUAAGGAAUGAUCACGAAAAGUGCUGUUCAAGUUCUGUGACAUCUAAGAGCUCAGUUCACAAAGCAUCUCUUGCCAAGGCGCCAACCUCUGGCAUGCAAAAGAAGGCAGCAUACUCCGAUCAACCGCGGCAGCUGCAACAGCAGUGCUUUUCAGAAAGAGGACACAUGCUCCCUAAGACAUCUUGUAGUGCCCGGGCUGAAGGAGCUGCAUUGGGCUCAUCGCUUCCUUGCAAAGCUGCGUCUAUGAAGAGUGACCCUGGUGGCUCUAAAGGUGCCAGACUACCAGAAAAGGACAAAGCUUCAGGCAGGAGGCCCUGCCGUGCAUCUUUUGAGGAGCGAAAUCGUGCCCUGCACAGCCGUCAAGUGAACACUCAGCAGGGGCCAAAAGAUUUUCAGCAUUCAAAAAAAAGUAUGCUGAGCCUGCUGCUUGAUGCUAAGCCACCCAAAAGAUAUUUCGACAUUGAAAUAAAUGGAAAGAUGUAUCAAAUGGUGAACCUUAUUGGAAGAGGUGGAUCGAGCAAGGUUUUCAUGAUGCUCAACCCCAGAAGGGAGCUAUGUGCAGUAAAGCUGGUCAGCUUAGCCGAUUUGCCAUCAGAUGUGAUGGAGGCUUACAAGCGGGAAGUUACCAUUCUGAAGGAGCUUCGAUCUUGUGACCGGGUAGUACAUCUUCUAGACAGUGAACUCAACGUGAAGGACAAGGUACUGGCCUUAGUAAUGGAAAAGGGAGACGAAGAUCUCGCUUCUGUGCUCAUGAACAGAAAGGAGGACCUUGAUCCUGUCACAAUCAAGUUUUACUGGUCAGAGAUGUUGCUGGCGGUCAAGGAGAUCCAUAAAAACCGUGUGGUCCACUCUGACCUUAAGCCUGCAAAUUUUAUAUUUGUGGCUGGAAAGCUCAAGUUAAUAGAUUUCGGCAUUGCAGAUAAAAUUCAAGAGGAUGUCACAAGCAUUCUAAAAGAGUCACCGGCAGGCACAUUGAACUUCAUGUCCCCGGAGUCCAUCAAAUCUUCUACUCAAAAAGGGGGGAAAGACUUGUUGAAGAUCAAUCUGAAGUCGGAUGUGUGGUCACUAGGGUGUAUAUUAUACAACCUUGUCUACGGGAAGACUCCCUUCCAAGACAUCUCUUCAGCCCAUGCCAAGCUGUUGGCUAUUGCUGAUAGCAAACGAGCGAUUGACUUUCCACCUGUCAAUGACCCUCAUCUAUUAGAUGUUAUGAAGCAAUGUUUGAAUCGGGAUCCCCAGAAGAGGCCUACCAUACCAGAACUGCUUGGACACCCAUACCUCUCUGGAAAAAUGGCACCACAACCAGGCAGUCUGUCCAUGUCUGCAAACCCACAUGUGCAGUCACUGAUUAGUCAGAUCGAGAACUUGUCUCCAGCAAGUGCAGACAAAGUGAAAGAGGCUUUGAAGUCGAUCAAAAGGGGAAAGCCGUGACUGGCAUGGCAUGUAAUUGCUGAGGUUAUUUUUCCUUUUCCUUUUUUUUUAUAUGUAAUUGCGUCAAUCACUGCUUGUGAUGUCUGCACGCAAUCGCUGAAAACCUUGUGUAGUAGUAUUUUUUUGUAUUUUGACUUAGCUAGUUAUACAGCCUCACUUAGGUUUUGCAGGACAUCAAGUGGUGCAUGAGGGCAAAAAUAAAAUGUCAACCGCACUUUA